Porites evermanni is the source of this 467-nucleotide messenger RNA. The record is from the annotation of a GenBank genome assembly. NCBI's taxonomy places the organism in Eukaryota, Metazoa, Cnidaria, Anthozoa, Scleractinia, Poritidae.
AUGCCAAUUCCAUUAGGUUCUCGGGGUUGUUGCAUCCAAGAACUAAGGGCAUCCCUUUAUUCAGCCACAUUUUUUAUAAGGCCGUUGCAAACUUAUUUAGAACUAGAUCAAGUUGUACAAGUGACCAGAGAAACACCCAAAAAGUCGUGCAUCCACUGUGCAAAGGAGGUAAACUUGUCUGAACUGGGAGUGCAUUGCCAGUCCCUUAAAUGCACUCUGGCGAGACCUGGAACCAGUGCCCAAACAGUUGACACAGAGGGAAAUAGGUACGAUUCUUCUCACAGUCCUUUAACUAGGUGUCAGUUGAUCUAACCAGUGAUGAAAGUCUUGCGAAGACAGUUGGAGAUUUAAUGCCUUUGACCUCGUCUCAUUGGGGAAGCACAGCUUCCUUUAGUGGAAAGCUGGAAGUUUUGAGGGACAUCUUCCUGCAAGUCGAACUUGAUACGCUAUCAAAAGUUGCGACUUAA